GUGGGCGGGCCUCCUCGGCUUCCCCUAGAUUGGCUGGGAAAACUCACCAAUGGGGAGCUCUGGGAGGCGGACCUAGAACGCCACCAGCUUGAGGAAGACAAGCAAAUUUCAAGUUGGCCGCGGCGUGUUUUCCGCCUGGGGGAGGGGCAGCAGGUUUUUCCCAUUGGAUGUCUGAAUCCCCAGGCCCCCUCCAUCAUGGCCAGCCGGGGUGGGGGCCGGGGUUGUGGCCGGGGCCAGUUGACCUUCAACGUGGAGGCUGUGGGCAUUGGGAAGGGGGAUGCUUUGCCCCCACCCACCCUGCAGCCUUCUCCACUCUUCCCUCCCUUGGAGUUCCGCCCAGUGCCUCUGCCCUCUGGAGAGGAAGGGGAAUAUGUCCUGGCCCUGAAGCAGGAGCUUCGAGGGGCCAUGCGGCAGCUCCCCUACUUCAUCCGGCCUGCUGUCCCCAAGAGAGAUGUGGAGCGUUACUCAGACAAAUAUCAGAUGUCAGGGCCGAUUGACAAUGCCAUCGAUUGGAACCCUGAUUGGCGACGUCUGCCCCGGGAGCUAAAGAUCCGCGUACGGAAGCUACAGAAGGAACGGACCACCAUUAUACUCCCCAAGAGACCCCUUAAGACCACAGAAGAUAAGGAGGAAACAAUACAGAAACUAGAGACUUUGGAGAAGAAGGAGGAAGAAGUGACUUCAGAGGAAGAUGAGGAGAAAGAAGAAGAAGAAGAGAAGGAAGAGGAAGAAGAAGAGGAGUAUGAUGAAGAAGAACAUGAAGAGGAAACUGAUUACAUCAUGUCAUAUUUUGACAAUGGGGAGGACUUUGGGGGUGACAGUGAUGACAAUAUGGAUGAGGCUAUAUACUGAAGAUGGACUCUAAACAAUACCCUGGCCCUUCAUAUCUUUCUUGAUUUAGGACAGAGAAUAACUGUCCCCUAUUAUUUCAUUUUGUGGACAAGCAAAUCCUUUGCUUAGAAUCCAGCUAACCUGUUUGGUCCCUGGAGACAGAAAUGGAGAGUGACAGUAGAUAGCUCUCUUUUCUGCCCUUACCCUCCCUCUCUCCUGUGGUGUGGUAUCACCUCUGAUAUCUUGGGGAAAAGGGCAAAGGACCAGUGUCUCAGUUGUAUGAAAGGAAAAAAGGAGGGUCAAAACGAGGACUGGAGUUGUUAGAGCUGAGGUAUCUGUAUACGUACUCCUAACUAUUUUUUAUAGUUCUUUCUGGGUGUGAGCGGUUAAGAGGAAUAAGGGCAGUUUUACAGUUUCAAUAAAAUGAUUUUUAUCUGUC
Messenger RNA from Dama dama (fallow deer), 1270 nucleotides. RefSeq names its product RNA polymerase III subunit GL (gene POLR3GL). Gene Ontology annotation, biological process: transcription by RNA polymerase III. The record is from RefSeq and is a predicted model, not a curated record. The transcript is spliced from 8 exons. NCBI's taxonomy places the organism in Eukaryota, Metazoa, Chordata, Mammalia, Artiodactyla, Cervidae. Bases 196 to 852 code for a protein of 218 amino acids. Gene Ontology annotation, cellular component: RNA polymerase III complex.